AUGACCGGCGCUCCACCCUAUAAUGCCCAGUCGCCGACGCAGCAGCAUCGCUACCCCGUCUACGAUUCCCCGACCAAGAAUCGUCCCUUCUAUCCGAAUGGAGAGCAACCCCCGCCUCAGCAGCAGCAAUAUUCGCAACAUCCACCCCAGACACCACCGACAUUUGCUCCAUCAUCCGUUACACGGAGCCCUCGCUUCUCGCACGCGUCGUCACCUAUGCCCGCUACUCUGCCAGCACCCUUGAAUGGGGCAGGACCCCCGUCUCAUCCCGAAUCGGCAUCGCAAUAUCAGACCCAUGGCCCGGGUGGUGCCUCGCAACUCCCCCUGCCUCGUCCCUUUUCGAGCUCCGUGCUUCCGGGAAACGGCACUUCGCCUUAUGGUCCCUCGACACCGCACGGUCACCCUGCUGGUCUUCAAGAUGCCCACUCGCAGUCUCCUACCCGUGAGCCAGAAUCGCCAUACCGGGCAAGGGGCAAUGCGUCAGUUUAUGAACCACCUGUGAUGCGAGAGCCCCUCCCAUCCGCUCAACGGGAGUCGAAACCUGCCCGCGCUGCCGAUCCUAUGUCCUUUGCCAGUAUCUUAUCGGGACCUACAGAAGACAAACCCGCUCGCAAACCAUCUCCUCCGCCCUCCCAACCUUCCACUUCUGCAAUCAACUCGCAUCCCAUCUUCGAUCAACGCCAUCCUGAUACUGGACCCGUUGCGGGAACUUUCUACCACAAAGGAAAAGAAAAUCACCACUCAGAGAGCUUCAAAGAAUCGCACGCCUCAAACGGCCUCAAGACAGAAACCGAACCAGUCAUGAUUACCCAUGUGCCUCAGAAAAAGCUCUUCCCUCCAGGGGUUGAUGCCGAUCAGGUGAACCGAGCUCUUCUCGAUAUCGAAAAUGCCGACAAGAGUGAUGUAGAAGGACCUGGCUUUGAGGCGGAGUUCGAGCAAUACAAGGAGAAGUCCAUCAAGCGAGCCCAGGACGACGAUAAUCAAGAAAGCCGCCGACGCAAGCGCCGACGUCACGAGUUCCUGAAUGAAAUGAGCAAGUCACUUGAGAAGAACUACAUCCUGGGUACCGACCGCUUCCGCGCCAUUCACGAAGAGGAGGUCGUCACAGAAGUCCACCAGAAGGAAGUUCACGACGAGAAGGAACGGAAGAAGGAUAUGCAGCGAAAGCGUCGUCGAGAAAACACUGUGCGUCAGGAGAUGCAGAAAAAGCUUGAAGCUGAACGCAAGGCAGACAACACACAGGAUUCGGCGGAGAAGGCCAAGUUCCUUCGUGAGGCCGAGCGGGCUCAGAAGAAGAUCCGCUCCACCAAGCGUGCCCUUGAGGGUGGCAGUGCUCAGGAUGAACUCGGUGAGGUUACUCCGCUUGCACCGAACCUUGAAGGCGGCACUACCAGCUCGUUCCAUAUUGGUCGCUCAUCUCCCUCGCGGCGUCGAUCCGGGCGCGCAGGCCCCUCCAGCCGCCCGAAGAAAUCCAAGGAGCAGAAACAGGCUGAGAAGGACGCAGCUGAGAAAGCUCACCUUGCCGGCCUGGAUGAUGAAUAUUACACGCCUCGCGAUCUUCAAAGAGGUCUCAAUUCCAAGGAGGGCACACCCAGUCUUCCAUUGCAGUAUGACAGCAAGGGCUACAACCAGAUAUACGAGCAAAUUUGGCGGGACAUUGCUCGUAAAGACAUUCCCAAGGUUUAUCGCAUCAAGACUGUAUCGUUGUCUACCCGCCAAGAGAAUCUGCGUAAGACAGCUCAGCUGGCUAGCAAGCAGUCCCGCAAGUGGCAAGAACGCACCAACAAGAGCACCAAGGAUACACAGGCUCGCGCCAAGCGCACUAUGCGUGAGAUGAUGUCCUUCUGGAAACGCAACGAGCGUGAAGAGCGCGAUCUCCGCCGUCUGGCAGAGAAGCAAGAGCUCGAGUCCGCCAAGAAGGCCGAGGCCGAGCGUGAAGCUAACCGUCAGAAGCGCAAGCUCAACUUCCUGAUUUCGCAGACCGAGCUCUACUCUCACUUUAUCGGGCGGAAGAUCAAGACUGCGGAGGCCGAAGCUUCCGGAGAUGGUACGGUUGCUGGUACGGAUGAGACUGUGAAGCCUGGCAAGGCUGAUGCUCACACUAUUGAUCUCCCUGGCAGCGUGGCUAAUACGAACGCGAAAGUUACCAACUUCGAGGACCUGGACUUUGAUGCUGAAGACGAGUCUGUCUUGCAACAGGCUGCUAUGGCCAAUGCCCAGAACGCUGUGCAGCAGGCUCAGGAUCGUGCCCGUGCCUUCAACCAGGAGCAGAAUGGCGACCAGAUGGCUGCCUUCGAUGAAGGAGAGAUGAACUUCCAGAACCCUACGAGUUUGGGUGAUAUUGAAAUCUCGCAGCCUACUCUGUUGACUGCUCAACUCAAGGAAUACCAACUUAAGGGUCUCAACUGGUUGGUCAACUUGUACGAGCAAGGUAUCAACGGUAUCCUGGCAGACGAGAUGGGUCUUGGAAAGACCAUUCAGUCUAUCUCUGUUAUGGCUUAUCUGGCAGAAUUUCACAAUAUCUGGGGUCCAUUCCUUGUUAUUGCCCCUGCAUCCACCCUCCACAACUGGCAGCAAGAAAUUGCCAGGUUCGUGCCUGAUUUGAAGGUGCUGCCUUACUGGGGUAAUGCAAAGGACCGCAAAGUCCUUCGCAAGUUCUGGGAUCGCAAGCACAUCACCUACACCCGCGACUCGGAAUUUCACGUUCUUGUUACAUCUUAUCAGUUGGUCGUUCUUGACGCCCAAUAUUUCCAGAAGGUCAAGUGGCAGUACAUGAUCCUGGAUGAGGCUCAAGCGAUCAAGUCUUCCCAGAGUUCUCGUUGGAAGAAUCUGUUAGGCUUCAGCUGUCGAAACCGUCUCUUGCUGACUGGUACCCCCAUUCAAAAUAACAUGCAAGAGCUGUGGGCUUUGCUGCAUUUCAUCAUGCCCACGCUGUUCGAUUCUCACGAUGAGUUCAGCGAGUGGUUUUCGAAGGAUAUUGAAUCACAUGCGCAGAGUAAUACGAAGCUCAAUGAAGAUCAGCUGCGACGUUUGCACAUGAUUCUGAAGCCCUUCAUGCUUCGCCGUGUGAAGAAGAACGUGCAGCAAGAACUUGGAGAUAAGAUAGAGAAGGACCUCUUCUGUGAUCUGACUUACCGCCAACGUGCACUGUACUCUAAUCUCCGCAAUCGUGUCAGCAUUAUCGAUCUCAUUGAGAAGGCAACCACCGGAGAUGACUCCGAUGGCACUACGUUGAUGAACCUGGUUAUGCAGUUCCGUAAAGUCUGCAACCACCCUGACUUGUUUGAACGUGCCGAUACGAAGUCCCCCUUCUCUGCGGCUGCUUUUGCAGAGUGUGCCUCCUUUGUUCGCGAGGGAUCGUUUGUGGAUGUCCGUUAUUCUACCCGAAACCACAUUGAGUAUGCGUUGCCGCGCUUAUUGAUGAGUUCCGAGGGCCGUGUUGACAUGCCCGGUCCUGGAAACCCUCGUGCUGGAUUCGAAAACAAGUACCUUUCACACUUGAUGAAUGUCUGGACUCCAGAGAACAUUCAGAAGAGCUCGCGCGAGGAUGGCGCAUUCUCUUUCCUGCGCUUUGUGGAUACUUGUGCUGGAGAAGCCAGUGAACUGGCUCAACUAGGCGUUUAUGAACGCGCAGUUCGCAUUCGUGGCCAGUCUAACCGACUUUCUUGUCUCAAUGUGGUGUAUGAUGAUGAGGAAAAUUCCCCGUCCAACUCUGUUUUAUCACACUCCAUGCUCAAUGUGGUCAGCCGCAAUGAUCGUCAAGCUGUUCAUAAGGUCUUAUUCGAAGGCCGCAUGCGUGAACUGAUGAAUGUUUCUCGCACUGCUUUCGAAGACCAGGGACUCCAUCUGAUUGAGCCUUGUGCCACUCCAGCAGCCUCAGCACCACCAAUCACUCUUUCUUGUUCUGGCCAAGAGGCCCGAUUAGAGACCGAAAAGACUUUGUUCAAUAAGUCCAUUCGACAGGCUCUGUACAACAUUUCAACCAAGCAAGUUGAUGAACAGCUCCUUACAAAGCAGGUUGAUCCCAAUUCUUACGCCCUCUCUCCAACCCUGCCGCAGCCAACUUCCCUGAAGUCGCGCUAUACCCAUAUCGAGGUUCCAUCGAUGCGUCGCUUCGUUACAGACUCCGGAAAGCUGGCGAAAUUGGACUCAUUGCUUCGAGAGCUCAAGGCGGGCGAUCAUCGCGUGCUGCUGUACUUCCAGAUGACUCGUAUGAUCGACUUGAUGGAAGAAUACUUGACCUACCGAAACUACAAAUACUGUCGACUUGAUGGAAGCACGAAGCUGGAGGAUCGUCGUGAUACGGUCGCGGACUUCCAAUCGAACCCCGAAAUCUUUGUGUUCUUGCUGUCUACUCGUGCUGGUGGUCUGGGUAUCAACUUGACUGCUGCCGAUACUGUCAUUUUCUACGACUCCGAUUGGAACCCGACUAUCGAUUCGCAAGCCAUGGAUCGUGCGCAUCGUCUGGGUCAAACCCGCCAGGUCACAGUCUACCGACUUAUCACCCGCGGUACUAUCGAAGAACGAAUCCGUAAACGUGCACUACAAAAGGAAGAGGUGCAACGUGUUGUCAUCACUGGUGGUGCUUCCGGUGGUGUUGACUUCAACACCCGCGCUCGCGAUAACCGCACCAAAGACAUCGCCAUGUGGCUUGCCGAUGACGAUGAAGCCGAGCUCAUUGAACAAAAGGAGAAGGAAUUACUUGAGCGCGGUGAAACGGCGGCGGCACCUAAAGGUGGAAAGAAGGCUGCUGCCAAGCGGAAGCGCGAUCUCACACUUGAUGACAUGUAUCAUGAAGGUGAAGGAAACUUCGACGAUAACAGUGCUAAGCCAUCUGGAGCCGCUACUCCCAUGUCCGAUCAAGUCGAAAAUUCCUCGUCAGCCCCAGCCGCCAAACGCGGUCGUGGUCGUGGGCCUGGCAAGGGCACAUCUAAACGUGCCAAAACCACGAACGAGCGCCUCCGUCUAAUUGAUGGAGAUGGUGGCCUCAGCUAA
Molecule: messenger RNA, 4995 nt
Organism: Penicillium malachiteum
Lineage: Eukaryota; Fungi; Ascomycota; Eurotiomycetes; Eurotiales; Aspergillaceae
Gene: ino80
Product: chromatin-remodeling ATPase INO80
Exons: 3
Coding region: 1-4995 (1664 amino acids)
Biological process (GO): chromatin remodeling; DNA repair; DNA-templated transcription
Cellular component (GO): Ino80 complex; nucleus
Molecular function (GO): histone binding; DNA binding; ATP hydrolysis activity
Source: RefSeq, a predicted model, not a curated record